ACAAAAGUGUGGGGUUGGGGUUUGUCUUUGUCUGUCAUGUGCCUCUAAUGAAUUUUUUUCCUGCGCUCCGCUCCUUAGCUUAGCUUAGCUAAACCAUCCUCCGACUCGUCUCGGCUCGACUCGAUUGGAUCCGAUCCAGACAGCAGAGAGCAGACAGUAGUGCAGUAGUAGUAAUGGCGAGCAGCAAGGGGCGCGCGGCGGAGCAGCAGCAGGCGUACAUCCGGAAGCGGGCGAGCGGGCGGACGAACCUGGCGUCGUGCGUGGUGGCCAGCGUGUUCCUAAGCUUCCUGGUGAUCGUGGCCUUCAUCGUCUACUUCACCCUCUUCAAGCCGCGGGACCCCAACCUGGCCGUCAACGCCGUCCAGCUGCCGGCCUUCUCGUUCUCCGCCGCCAACUCCACCGUAAGCUUCACCUUCUCGCAGUACGUCACGGUGUCCAACCCCAACCGUGCCGUCUUCACCCACUACGACAGCUCCCUGCAACUCCUCCACGCCGGCCGCCAGGUAGGCUUCAUGUUCAUCCCCGCCGGCAAGAUCGCCGCCGGAAGGACUCAGUACAUGGCGGCCACCUUCUCUGUGCAGUCGUUCCCGAUUCAGUUGGCCCCGCACGCCGACGCCGAGGAGCAAGGAAUCAGCAGCGGCAGCGUGGCGCCGAACAUAACGGAUGGGGUCGGGGGCCUCAGCCGGGUGGGGCCGAGCAUGGAGGUGGAGUCGAGGCUGGAGAUGGCGGGGCGGGUGCGGGUGCUGCAUUUCUUCACGCACCACGUGGAGGCCCGGGCGGACUGCCGGGUCUCCGUCUCUUUCUCCGAUGGAUCUGUGUUGGGGUUCCAUUGUUAGAUUCAUCGUUUUACUAAUUUGCUCCAUUGAAUUAAUUAAUUGCUAUUAUUAUUAUUAUUACUAUAAAUGUUUUUGCUUCCUUGGAGUAGUGAUUAUUUAUUAGUUGAUGAUGAUCAAACUGUCUUGUCUUGUCCGGUGGUACCGCCGGGCUACAGCGAUGCCUCCCUCAGCUCCGGCUCAGGCUCAGCUGAUCUCAUCUUCUAGCUAAUUAAUUUCCUUUGUGUAACUCCAACUGUGUAUAAAAAGAGCUGAAUUUGGGGCU
Messenger RNA from Andrographis paniculata, 1098 nucleotides. RefSeq lists its product as uncharacterized. The transcript has a single exon. Bases 174 to 836 code for a protein of 220 amino acids. Lineage: Eukaryota; Viridiplantae; Streptophyta; Magnoliopsida; Lamiales; Acanthaceae. The record is from RefSeq and is a predicted model, not a curated record.